GUGGGCGCCAUGGCGGAGAGCCCGCGGCCCAAGAGGAAGCGUGAGGAGGAGGAGGCGGAGGCCGGGGCCCAGCCCCACGACGGGGCCGCCGUCCCCGCCUUCCCGUUAGCGGAGCUGCGCCUGCGGCGUGUGCUGCGGGAGUCGGCGCGGGAGAAGGCCGUGUUCCUGCACGGGGAGGUGACCAGCUCCUCUGGAGAGGGGGCAACCGCCGUAGUCAUCCUGGAGAAGACUCCCUUCCAGGAGGAGAAGAUCUUGGACCUGCUGAAGAAGCACACCAAGCUGGAGCUGCAGAUGCGCAAUGACAUCUACAGCACGUACCACCUCUAUCCACCCCCGGAGCUGAGUGAGAUAAAAACCACAGUGGUGUACCCGGCCACGGAGAAACACCUUCAGAAGUACCUCCGCCAAGAAGUGCACCUCAUCCGUGAAACCUGGGAGGAUUACAAGAGCAUAACGCUGCCCUUCAUCCAGUCCCAGAGCUUCAGCAUCCAGUGGGUGUACAAUAUCCUGGAGAAGAAAGCUGAGGCUGAUCGAAUCGUCCAUGAAAACCCAGAUCCUUGUGAUGGAUUUGUUCUAGUUCCAGAUCUUAAGUGGAAUCAAAACCAGCUGGAUGACCUCUACCUGAUCGCCCUCAUUCACCGCCGGGAGGUCAAGUCUCUUCGGGACCUCACGGCCGAGCACCUCCCGCUGCUGAGGAACGUCUUGCAGGAAGGGAAGGAGGCCAUAAGGAAGCGCUUCGGGGUGCCCGCGUCCCAGCUGCGGAUCUACCUGCAUUACCAGCCCUCCUACUACCACCUGCACGUGCAUUUCACCGCCCUGGGCUACGACGCGCCGGGCAGCUCGGUGGAGAGAGCCCACCUCCUGGCAGACGUCAUCGACAACCUGGCCAUGGACUCCACGUACUACCAGAAACGGGCUUUGACCUUCCCCCUUCGGGCCGACGAACUCCUGUUUAAGAAAUUCCAGGAGGCAGGAAGAGUGUGAGCUGGAAGAGGAGCUUUUUUGUAUUUUUUCAUUUUUAAUAAAUGCCCAUUUUCAGGGUUUUUUUUUUUUUUUUACAGGUCUCGGUGCUUUUUUUAUUUUUUAAGUCUGAUUUUAUACAAAUUGGGGCCGACAGCCCAUUGCUAUGGAAACCAUGUCUUCUGCUCAAGUCAAUUAAAACGUUGAUUGA
Messenger RNA from Calidris pugnax (ruff), 1171 nucleotides. RefSeq names its product decapping enzyme, scavenger (gene DCPS). The transcript is spliced from 6 exons. The record is from RefSeq and is a predicted model, not a curated record. The coding region runs from base 10 to 984 and encodes 324 amino acids. Gene Ontology annotation, molecular function: RNA 7-methylguanosine cap binding; hydrolase activity. Gene Ontology annotation, cellular component: P-body; nucleus. NCBI's taxonomy places the organism in Eukaryota, Metazoa, Chordata, Aves, Charadriiformes, Scolopacidae. Gene Ontology annotation, biological process: deadenylation-dependent decapping of nuclear-transcribed mRNA.